Messenger RNA from Setaria italica (foxtail millet), 3071 nucleotides. Its product is annotated as wall-associated receptor kinase 2. Gene Ontology annotation, biological process: protein phosphorylation; cell surface receptor signaling pathway. The transcript has 3 exons. Gene Ontology annotation, molecular function: protein serine/threonine kinase activity; ATP binding; polysaccharide binding. Gene Ontology annotation, cellular component: plasma membrane. The record is from RefSeq and is a predicted model, not a curated record. Lineage: Eukaryota; Viridiplantae; Streptophyta; Magnoliopsida; Poales; Poaceae. The coding region runs from base 67 to 2367 and encodes 766 amino acids.
UGUAGUAAGGUGUAUAAGCAAGCAGAGCAGAGAGCAGAGCAACGAGGCAACAAGAGCUGCUGAGCAAUGGGGGUCGUUGCCAGCUUAGCCUUAGUGGUGUUGCUGUUCGGCGUGGCCCUGUCGCCGGCGCCGGCGUCAGCUCAGCAGCCGGCGGACUGCCCCGACAGGUGCGGCAACAUCAGCGUCCCCUACCCUUUCGGCAUCGGCGCCCGCUGCGCCCGUGACUUUGGCUACGAGCUCGUCUGCAACCACUCCUACAAACCUCCGCGCCUCACCUUCUUCCCUCCGCUCCCCACACCCACCUCCAUUCUCGCCGGGCGCCGGCUGAACCUUGUCAGCCUGUCCCUCGCCGACGGUGAGGCCGUGGCCCUCGUCAACGCCUACCGCGAGUGCGGCAACAGCACGACGGGCCUGGUCAGCAACGACAGGAACCGGACGACGUACCUGUCCCUCCUCGGCAGCGCCACCUACCGGUUGUCGGCGGCGAGGAACCGCUUCGUCACGCUCGGCUGCCCGACUCUCGGCUACCUCAGCGACGACAGGGGGUAUUACGUCACCGGCUGCACGUCGGUGUGCCGGCCGUCGGACUGGAACGCCGUCCCGCCGGGGGCGUGCACCGGCGUGGGGUGCUGCCAGAGCAGGGUGCCCCCGAACGUCAGCUUCUACGAGCCCUCUGUUCAGCGCUUGGGGGAGAACCAAAGGAGCUUCCUCGCGAGCUUCCUCGAGAACACGACGGCUUGCCGGUACGCGUUCGUGGCGGAGGACGGGUGGGUCGAGAACACCUACCGUGGCCGCCCGGAGUUCAACCGGACCGACGACUUCGCCGUGCCCGUCGUGCUCGACUGGGCCAUCCGGAACGUCGCCAACUGCGACGCCGCCAAGCGCAACGAGACGGGCUACAUGUGCCGGAGCGCCAACAGCGACUGUGUCGACUCCACCAACGGCGUCGGGUACCGGUGCACCUGUUCCCAGGGCUACGAGGGCAACCCCUACCUUCUCGACGAUCGUGGAUGCAAAGACAUUAACGAGUGCCAACACUUGGACAAGUACCCAUGCUACGGAGUCUGCACAAAUGUGCUGGGAGGCUACAAGUGUGAUUGCCACCCUGGAUUCAGCGGAGAUGCCAUCAAGAAUGAUUGCCGUCCAAAGGACAAGUUCACGUUAGCCCUCAAAGUAGUAACAGGGGUCAGUGUUGGUGUGUUCUUGUCGGUGUUCAUGUGCUUUUGGCUCUACCUAGGGCUCCAGAAGAGGAAGCUCAUCAGAACAAGGCAAAGAUUCUUCGAGCAGAAUGGAGGGGUGAUCCUCCAGCAGCAGAUGCACUCCGGCGGAGGUGCCGGUGGGUUCAAGAUAUUCUCCACGGAAGAGCUUGAGAAGGCCACCAACAACUUCGCCGCUGACCGUGUUCUCGGCCGCGGUGGUCACGGUGUCGUCUACAAGGGUGUCCUGGACGACAACAUGAUGGUGGCCAUCAAGAAGUCCAAGAUGAUGGAGGCAGCCCAAACCAAGGAGUUUGCUAGAGAAAUGUUCAUCCUCUCCCAGAUCAACCACAGGAACGUUGUCAAGCUUCUGGGCUGCUGCCUUGAGGUUGAAGUGCCCGUGUUGGUCUAUGAAUUUGUCUCAAACGGCACCCUCUACCACUACAUCCAUGGCAAGGAACCCAACGUUGAAGACAUAGCACUUGAUACCCGUCUUCGCAUAGCGGCAGAGUCGGCAGAGGCGCUCUCCUACAUGCACUCGUCUGCUUCACCGCCAAUCCUCCAUGGAGAUGUCAAGACAGCCAACAUCCUGCUUGAUGACAAGCUCAACGCCAAAGUUUCAGAUUUUGGUGCGUCAAAACUAGCACCAACUGAUGAGGCAGAGAUUGCAACGCUGGUGCAGGGAACUUGUGGGUACUUAGACCCUGAAUACCUAAUGACAUGCCAAUUAACUGAUAAGAGCGACGUCUAUAGUUUUGGUGUCGUUGUGCUAGAGCUUCUAACCAGGAAGAAGGCAUUGUACCUGGACGGGCCAGAGGAAGACAGGAGCCUAGUGUCACGCUUCACCACAUCAGUGAAGGCUGGUCGUCAUCGAGAGCUUCUGGACACCCAGGUAAGGAACGAGAUGGAUGACGAAAUGCUCGCUGAAAUUGCACACCUUCUGAUGCGAUGCCUAAGCAUGAACGGGGAAGAACGACCAACGAUGAAGGAGGUAGCAGAGAGGCUGGAGAGGCUGAGGAGAUACCAGCAGCACCCUUGGGCUGAAGCUGACCGCAAUGCCGAGGAGAAUCAGAGCUUGCUCAGCAUGGAACAGCUGAAUUCCAAUUACCAAUUCAGGCAGCAUGAUGUUCUUGAUCUGGAAGAAGUAAGUACAUAUACGUUUAGUUUGUAAUUCAGGCCAGGACUGCAGAACUGGAAGUUCAGUCGGGUAGUCAUAGUCAUAGUCCAAGUACACGUUUUCUUACAUUUGGGGCACCUUUCACGUUCGCCUUCAAGGCCUGAUGGUUUCCUCACUGAGCCUGAGCCAUCUAUGCAAUUUCUCUGCAAAGCUGCCUCUACACUUCCAUUAAUUCCUUGCUAUAACGAGAAAGAACAAGCUCCUCUCUUCUCCGUCCAGUCCCUUCUUGUGAGGAGUCCAGCUUGCAAUUAUGACGUUUGAAAUUUCCAAGCUAUAGCCUCCAAUUUACCGUGUAUCCCGGCAGGCACUUGCAGAAUGCAGGUAUGAUUUGUCCUGAGCGGCAGAUGUUCUUUGACAGUUAGCAAAAAAGAAUAAUCAACCAGUCACCAGCACAUUGAGUUGUGGAAAUCUGAAAUGCAUUGACAUUAUGUUCAACUUCAUAUCCCAAUUUGGUGAAAUUUGGUUCACACAAAGGCUAGAACCAGAUUGGAGAUCAGACGUCGGGGACAAACCAGAAUCAAUUAGAGCCAAGAGGUAUGGAAUGAGCUGCCAGUUCUUGCAGAGCGACGACGAGCAGAGCCGGCCAACUGUGAUGGCUUGAUCCAUGAUCUGCAGAAUGGAGUAAAAUGCCUCAACCAAGGCUUCAAUGACAUAUCAAGAACUCUUUCAAAAUAAAAUGUGUCACACAUUUUUUACCA